Pichia kudriavzevii is the source of this 1299-nucleotide messenger RNA. RefSeq lists its product as uncharacterized. Lineage: Eukaryota; Fungi; Ascomycota; Pichiomycetes; Pichiales; Pichiaceae. The transcript has a single exon. The record is from RefSeq and is a predicted model, not a curated record. Bases 1 to 1299 code for a protein of 432 amino acids.
AUGAGUAGUACCUCCUCUGAUGACGCUUCGAAUUGCAGCACUAUGCCUGUCCAAGACAACAUGCAAUUCUUAUCUUAUAUAAACACGUUGGAUCAAAAUCCGGCUUGUGUUCAAUCGUCAUUAACGCAAACAAGUUUGGCCGGUUAUAUUUACCCAGAGAAUACAAGUCAGUCAACAUCGCCGCAUCUCAAAAGUGGGAAAACUGCUUCUUCAUUCUAUGGUUAUCGAAAUAGUGUUGCAUGUAGUCCGGAAUCGUCCCAGUUUCAAGAUGAUCAACUGAGAGACCAUCACCAUUCUUCCCCGAAUUCUUCACACCUGGAUACAUUUAGUGAGUUUUCAUCGGUUCCUAUGAACCAAGCAGAUUCUCAGUCUUCUGCACAUACAUAUCCCGAUCCCAACCAAUUAUACCAAACGCAUGACAAAUAUCACCAUAUACCAAAUACUUAUCUUUCACAUUUGACAUUCACGCAUCAACAGGGACAGCUCUACUCAAAAGUAUCUCAAGCACCUUACUCAACUGAGCCUGUGCCAUCUUGCAAUACUACCGAUUCUAUUCCUUACAUUGAUCGUUUUGCAAAUCCGGCCACAACCCAAAAUCAAAACCAAAUUCCACUACAAAUACAAGAUUCCACUAUACACAGAAAUAUAAGCUUUCAAAAUAAUUUACAAGUUGCAUCGCCACCACUACCUGCACACCUAAGUUCACAAUUUGAGUAUCACUCCUCCAACAACCAGGCCCUGGAACUAGGGGAAAUACAAGAGGAGCCAUCUUCCAGAAUGAUUCAUUUAGAGGGUUCAUCUACCCCUUCCGCUACCUCUCCCUUCACUACCAAUAUUAGUCGGUGUACUAAUACAGAUAUUUCGCCAAAUUCAGUGCCAAGAAUUGACGAUGUUUCCUCUAUAAAGCCCAUCCCGGGAUGUAUGGCAUACUACCAUCCGCUAAUACCCGUCAUUCCUUCUGCUUCGGGCAACCGAAAAAACACAAGGAUACAACCGGUUCCGAACGAAUUGAAUGUCAAGGAGCAAAAUCCCGGUGAAAAAAGGGUAGCACAGAAGACAGCUUUUGGGUCGCCGAUUUGGAGCGCCAAAGAUGACCAGCUGCUGCGGUACUUGAAAGAAGUGGAAAAAAUAGGCUGGAGAGAUAUAUCUAUGUAUUUCCCAACAAGGACCAUCAAUGCGUGUCAGUUUAGAUGGAGAAGGCUGGUUAUGAAAGACGAAAAUAAACGAAAAAGGGAAGAGCAUAAGGCCCAAAUCAGGGAACGGCUAAAGUAUUUAGAUAGUGAUGCUCAAACCGUAUAA